Molecule: messenger RNA, 5388 nt
Organism: Macrosteles quadrilineatus (aster leafhopper)
Lineage: Eukaryota; Metazoa; Arthropoda; Insecta; Hemiptera; Cicadellidae
Gene: metro
Product: MAGUK p55 subfamily member 7
Exons: 14
Coding region: 130-2010 (626 amino acids)
Cellular component (GO): cell-cell junction; plasma membrane
Molecular function (GO): protein binding
Source: RefSeq, a predicted model, not a curated record
UAAAAUUGGCAGAAAGCCGAGUCCGAGUCUCAAGAAAGAAUUUCCAUCGUUUAUUCGUUUAUCGUGAUUAUAAAUUGUUAUGUGUGAGGCAGAAACCAUCAUUUCCAGUAUUAACUUUCGACUGAGAGAAUGACAGUAGUUAUGGCUUCUACAAACUGGGAUCCAGCAUUAUCUGGUUUGCUGGGGGCACUAGAAGAGUCUAAACAAAACUUGCCAAGUUCGGAAGAAGAGUUUGGUUUCUUGAGCGGGCUGCUGCAAUCCAAAGAACUCCAUGCCCUGGUAAAAGUGCACAACAAAAUCAUUGACAAUGGCAAAGAUGAAAAAUUUCACCCGAUCCUAUCUAGCUCCAUGCAAAUCGCCUUAGAAGUCCUCGAUGUCAUUUUACCUAGAGUCAAUCUGAGCGAAGAUUGUAAAGAGUUAUUUAUUCUACUACAAAAACCACACUUGCAGGGUCUGUUAUGUGCUCACGACGCGGUCGCACAGAAAGACUAUUUUCCUCGUCUUCCGGAAAUACCUCUUGAAGUUGAUGAGGAUGAAGAGACAAUCAAGAUUGUUCAGCUAGUUAAAAGUAAUGAGCCCUUGACUGGAGCACAAAGUGCUGAACCAAUUGUUGGAGCGACCAUCAAGACAGACGAGGAGACAGGCAAGAUAGUGAUUGCGAGAGUGAUGCACGGAGGCGCUGCGGACCGCUCAGGCCUCAUACAUGUGGGCGACGAGGUCGUGGAAGUCAACAACAUCAACGUUGAGGGCAAGACACCCAACGACGUGCUUAAGAUACUGCAAGCAUCAGAAGGUACCAUCACCUUCAAGCUGGUCCCAGCAGAGGGUCGGUUGGGCUUGAGAGAGAGCAAGGUCAGGGUUCGAGCACACUUUGACUACUUCGCCUUCAGCGACCCCUACAUCCCCUGCAAGGAGGCUGGGCUGGACUUCAGAAAAGGAGACAUUCUACACAUUGUCAGCCAGGAUGAUGCGUACUGGUGGCAAGCCAGGAAAGAGGGAGACAGAGAUAUGAGAGCUGGACUGAUACCCAGUAGAGCUCUCCAGGAGAGACGGAUUCUGCACGAGAGAGCCAACACCAAAACAUCCAAAGAAGGGGAGGGCCUUCCCCCCGAUCUGCUUGAUCUACUUCUUUUUUCUUUCACCAACGAGGCCAACCCGGGCACUAACCUGGAGUUGAGUGGAGGGGUGGGGGGUUGUGUGAGUGUGUGCUACCCCGUACCCGGCUUGCCUCCCCUCACGACCUGCUCUGUAUCUCCUCCCAAACUGCCUCCCUGCCAGAGCCGAACUAAAAAGAUUCUAUAUUCGGCAGCGGAGAGGGAGGACUUUGACCGUGAGGAGGUCGCUACCUACGAGGAAGUCGCCAAGCUGUAUCCGCGGCCAGGCCUGGCGCGACCGAUCGUGCUGAUCGGAGCGUCGGGCGUCGGCCGCAACGAGCUGCGCCGGAGACUCAUAGCCACUGACCCGGAGAAGUAUAGGACACCUGUACCUUACACGUCGCGACCCCCAAGACCCGGGGAGGUGAACGGGAAGGAAUACUUCUUUGUGACCAGGGACCAACUAGAGGACGACAUCAACGCAGGAAAACUGCUGGAGUAUGGCGAGUACAAGGGUAACCUGUACGGUACGUCUGGUGAGAGUGUACAGUCUAUAGUCAACGCUGGAUACGUCUGCAUACUCAACCCUCAUUAUCAGGCAUUGAGAAUGUUGAGAACGCCUCAACUGAAGCCAUUUAUUAUAUUCAUCAAACCUCCUGCAUUUGAGUUCUUUAAAGAAACCCGGAAUUCUGCGCAUGCAAGAUCCACGUUUGAUGAAAACAAUUCACGUGGCUUUACGGACGAGGAGUUUGCCGAGAUAAUCCACAGCAGUGAUCGUAUAGAGUUCAUGUACAGCCAUCUGUUUGACGAGACAAUCAUCAAUGCAGACCUCUCAGCUGCGUUUGAGCGGCUCGUGUCGGCCGUCAUUAGAGUAGAGACGGAUCCUUUGUGGGUGCCUACCUCGUGGGUUCAGUGAUCCAGAGCUACCUUCAUUAUCAACAAUUCAAGAGUCUCCCACUGCCAUCUCAUCUAUUCAUCUUGUUUGUUGUUAAGCCUUCGUUUUAUUUACAUGUUUGUUAACGUUGUGUUGUUACUCGUUCAUAGAACCUACCAAAGAGAACUUGGCGUAGAUCAGUCUCGGUUGAUUGUUCAUAGUACUUUAUCAUCGGAUUGUGUGAAUUAACAUUUAGUCAUAAGGCCGAUUAAAAGAAUUUAGGAGUAUUUACCCGUAGAAUAUGUUUCUGAUGGACUGCCUCGAUUACUCGAAUCAAAGACAAGUGGAACGGUGUCGGUAGCCUUAGGAACCAUGUUUCUGUGAUGCCGAUUGUCUAAUUAGCUCUCAAACUUGUCAUCUUGCAUCACACUGUUGACUUAAUUCCUUCUAUUUUUAAAUUACCGCUUGAGAACAUGGGCUUGUAAAAACUUGUAUUUAGGACGCUUUCAUUCCAAUUUAAACAUUAGUUUUGUCUUAGAUCGAAACAGUUCAUAUAGUUUUCUGCAGUGUCAUCAGUUAGUUUAAUAUUUCGAUCAGAUUUACAUAAUAAGCUUGUACACAGCAACCAUCACAAUAGUCGCCAAAGUGUAAGAUAGGCAUCUCUAAUGUACCAUAUAUUUUUAUAUAGAAAUGUCUCUUAGAAAUGAGAGUAGAAAAUACAGUUUACUAUCUUCCGCUGAAUCUCUUUCGAUGUUUCCAAUAUAAGACCUGUUGUCUUAAAAAUUUUUAAGCAUUGAAAACUAUAAAUAUUGAAUUUUAAAGCUUUAGAAAAUUCAUCAUAAUUUAAACGGAUACGAACAGUAAACACUUAAUGUAUUUUGUAUAUUUUAGAGUUGCUCUUACUCUGAAAAAUGUUAUUAUGUUUAUUAGCAAUUAUCAAAGUCUUGGUACGAGUAAGUGGGGUGAUACAAAUGUUGUCCACUUAGAAAAUUUAAUUGCGGUCUGUAUAGCUCUCUAUUUUACUGAUAGUUUUAGAAGUUUUAACUAUUUAAGUAUUUAUUGAUGAUUUUGUUGUUAUUUAUUAGCCAUGACGAUGUGUACAAAUGUUUUGUGCUCUAUUUAUUUGAUUGUGUGCUGCUGACUCAUGAUGACUUAGACUCCCAGUAUUAUUAUAGCUUUCAAUCAUAUUUAGCUCCUAGUCUUCCAAAUGCAUCAGCAAGAUUUUAUCAUAAUUUGAGAGUCAGUCAUUAUUGCAGUGUUGGUUACAAGUUACAACACUAGGAACUGCCCUGCUUCUAGUCCUACGUUUAUCUAUACAAGAUACUAGUUGUAUUUGUAUUUAUUUAUUCUUGCUAUGCAAGUCAAAUUGUUAUUUUAAUGUGUUGCCUAAUAAAUGAAAUGUAUUUUCAACGGGAAUCUUUGACUAACAGUACCUUAAUGUCUGUAAGACAUUUAUACAUAUGUAUGGUGACAGUAUUCUAUUAGCUUGGUGUCAUCACCAAUUUUUGGUGUUGUGAUGGUACACACAAAGUUUAAUACAACUGAAUUGAGAUUAUUCUUGAGUCUCCAAAGUCUUAUGGUCAUUUUAGUGUGAUAUUUUUCAAAAUAAUUGAGAAAAAAUUCUAUAUUUUAAUGUAACAAUUUUUAAGAUCGUGUGUGGGGUCCGUGGGUAUUUGAGGCAUAAGAUGAUCUCAUGAAACCCUGUUUGAGUUUCAUACUUCUGAACAAAUUUUGUAUUAGGUGUUUAUUUGCUAGUCAUGUUGAAUUUGUAUUCGUUAGGGUGAACACUUGUGUUUUAUUUUUAGUAUGAACAAGGAUAUUUUAUAAUUAUGAACAUCUUUGCUUAUCAGUGAAAAUUAUUACUUGAUUUUAUGACUGGUUUGGUAAGAUGGCCCUUUAUAGCUUAAGAACAAUAUUUUGAGUCAUAUAUUUUUCUUCUCAACUUACGAAGCACCAAAAAAAAAUCCUUAUUGUCUUCUGAUAUGUUUUGGUCAUACAGAAGAAGUUUAGUCAAGAUUUCUAGUCGAUUGCCUUUUUUGGUUUUUUAACCUUUCACUAUUAAGUCUUAGGUUAUAUAAUAGUUAUGAGUGUUUUUUCACUUGUUUUUAAAAUUAUAUUCUUACCUACGGACCUUGUGUUGUAUGGGCCCACUUGAUGCUUAUUGUGCUUAACUACAAUACAUCCCCUGAUAAUAGCAAUAUAAGCUUUUUAAACCCAUAGAUGAUUUCCUCAGCACGUUGUCAAUCUUAUAUUUAUUAAUUUGUUGUUAGUAUGUAUUAUUUGUUAAUAAAAAAAAUACUCUUUCAAUCUUUCAUGUAUUAAGUUAACAAUCCAGUUUAACAAUAUUCUACAGUGUAAUGAAAUUGUUAUCAAAAAUUCCGUGGAGUGAGUAUUGAUUGCAAUAAUUUGAUCAGAGACUUGUGUUUUUUAUCUUGUUUACCAAACCCUAUUUUUCAAAGAAUUAAAUAAUUUUCUUAUUUUAUUCUAUUUUUGUAUGGUUUGGGCCUUACUCUACUUGCUACUUUAUAUUUUACUAAAUUAUCAAAGUGUAUUAUGUGGCACUUCCCUAUUCCAUUCCUUUAUAACCUCGAAACUUAAUCCUCAACAAUUACCCUCAAAACUUAUUUUUCUGAAGUAGAACAGCUAUGAUAAAAACAGUAUGGUAAAAAUUAAAAGUUAUUUCAGACAAUAAAUGAAAACAUAUGAAUUAAGUGUACAUAUAUCACAAAGUAAAUAAAACACGUCACUGGAAGAACUAGAAAACUGCUAAGAUAACACAUUUCUACAUUAUGCAACGUAUAUUUUUAUUUGAUGUUCUAUUGUCUACAGUUGAUAAAAAGGUUUUUUGUAUGAAUGUUUAAAAAAUCUGUUGUUUUCCCUUUUGGCAUGUGUUAUUGAUGGGCAAUGAAAGCAACAGUUACCCAAAGGCAUUAAUAGCUCCACACUAAAGUAAAACUCCCUAUUUAUUUAAACUUUCAAAUAAAGAUAAAGAUGUUUCACCCAUUACCAAUAGAGUUGCAAUUUGUUAAAGACAAUUUUCCUAAAAUUAUUUUGAACUUGUUUCAUGGUCAAAUUAGUCUCAGAUGUUGUUAAACUGGAUGUACCAAGAAUUGUUUCUGCGACAAUAAUUUCGAUAGUAAUGACUUGUACAUAACGGCCGGUCGAGCAGUCACCCUGAGCUGAUGCAAUAUCCUCUGGGGUCUCUCACCCUACGCCUCAAUAUUAUAUAUUUGCAUUGUUGAGUAUGUAAAUUUAACUGUUACUGUAGUCGAAUGUUUUAAAAAUGACUUAUUUUGUAAUUAGAUUGUUGGAACAUGAAUGAAUAGUAUAAAUUAUUUCAAAAUACCUUUGUCCAUGCCAAUUGAUUGCUGUGCAUUUUGUAUCCUAACAUUAGUUAAAUAAACAGCAUUAUUAUUAUUA